Populus euphratica (Euphrates poplar) is the source of this 1433-nucleotide messenger RNA. RefSeq names its product zinc finger protein 5-like. Gene Ontology annotation, cellular component: nucleus. Gene Ontology annotation, biological process: cytokinin-activated signaling pathway; trichome differentiation; gibberellic acid mediated signaling pathway. Bases 206 to 991 code for a protein of 261 amino acids. The record is from RefSeq and is a predicted model, not a curated record. The transcript has 2 exons. Lineage: Eukaryota; Viridiplantae; Streptophyta; Magnoliopsida; Malpighiales; Salicaceae. Gene Ontology annotation, molecular function: transcription cis-regulatory region binding; DNA-binding transcription factor activity.
UUUCGUGUCUUUUUUAAUUGCAUGUUUAUGGUAUUCAUGAUUAUUAUAAAUCGUUCCUAUUUGAGAUGCAAUGCAUUGUUGGAAACCAUGGAGUUUACUAUAUAAGGAAGAGAAGCCAAAGUAUUAAAUAUCGAUCGGUGCAGAUAUUAGCUCUACAAAAUUAAUUAUAUCCAUUUUUUUUUCUUUCUAAAUUCAAGGGAGAUAGAUGGAAAAGGAAGGAUCUAACAUGUUUUCUUCCAUACUGGAUGGAGAUCAAAAUGGCCAUUCUGCUCAAUACUGUACAGUCGAGAAGAAGCUCAGAUUAUUUGGAUUCGAGCUGAAUCCAUGCAAGAAUAACAAGAGUUGCAUGAAAGGGUGUGUGGAAGGAGAUCAUGAGAGUGUGAAUUCGUCAAAUACCGUAUUGUCAUCUGAAAGGGAAAAACCUGUCAAGGAGAAAAGCUCUAGUUCUGGUCAUCAUGGGCCAGCAGAUGAUAAGAAGUUUGAGUGUCAGUAUUGUUUCAAGGAGUUUGCAAAUUCACAGGCAUUGGGGGGUCAUCAAAAUGCCCAUAAGAAAGAAAGACUGAAGAAGAAGAGAUUGCAGCUUCAAGCCAGGAAGGCAAGCCUCAGCUGUUACCUUCAGCCUUACCAGAAUAACCUUUGUUACAAUUAUCAACAUGGCUCCAGUACUACUCCAUGGUUCUUCGAUCCCUCCUGCUCUACUACUCCUGAUCAGUUCACGCUCUAUGAGGAGUCGCAGAUUAGUUUCAAUCCAUGCGAGGAUUCCCACCUUAAUGACUCUCAGAUAUCAAAUUGGCAUGCUGUUCCAGCUCAGGUGAUCCCUUUCCAACAAGAUACUCGUUACAAGUUCACUUUCACGCAUGCCGAUCAGCGAUCCAUAGAUUACAAGCCCUCUCCUUUGCUUGCUUCCAAGAAAACCUGUAAAUCUGUGGAUCUUCAGUUAGACCUCAGCUUGCAAUCAAAUAUUCAAAGCUCCUCGAGGACAGGGAUAUAAAAUGUUCCGGUAUAGGUUGGCUAGCAAAAGUGUCUUAGAAUUUGGCCUCCAUCUUAAGUUUGGCCGGCGCCAUGAGCUAGCCCAGAUUUUCAUGUCUUUUGAAAGUUCAGAACUACUCAGUUUACUACCCACACACACAGAUGAGGUUGAAGAUGACAGCCAAAUCUCAUAAUUCCAGACUUUUUUCAUCAGGGGCAAGGCAAUAACAUGAACAGAUUACGUGUAAUUUGCAGAUGCACGGAUUUAGGUUUACCCCACCUAUAUUUCCCAUCCAGUUUUGGUUGUACUGCUUCUCUUCUUUCAUUCCACGUUUCGAAGAAUAUUAUUAUUAUUGGAAUAGGAUAAAUUGCAAUAAUUGAGCUAUCCUAAAACUAAUUGUAGCAAUCAACUUACCUGUAAUAUUUAAUUAUUGAAGUCCAAUAUGAUUUAUUGUAGUAUUAAA